This is a messenger RNA of Adineta steineri, 348 nucleotides long. Lineage: Eukaryota; Metazoa; Rotifera; Eurotatoria; Adinetida; Adinetidae. The record is from the annotation of a GenBank genome assembly.
AUGUUGAAACUUAUUACGAUAUUUCUUGCUGCUGUAUUAGUUGUUGGCAGUCAGAGUUUAAAUAUUGGUAAAGUUGGCGGUUAUACUGAUCAUCCUGAAUUAAUCGAAAAUUCAAAUAUUAAAGCAUUAGUUAAAUAUGCUGCUGAAUAUUUAGCAUCAACUGAUAAUCUUAUUCUUGAUGAAAUCAAAAUUACAGGUGUUCAAACUCAACUCGUUAAUGGUAUUAAUUAUAAAUUAGAAUUUACAGCUCAAUCAGUUAAUGGUCACAAUAAAUUAACAACAUGUGAAGCUGUUAUCUACGAACGAUUUGAUUCAACACGAAAAAUUACAAGUGCUCAAUGUAAUUAA